AUGGCUCCCCCUCCGUCGGCUGAUUUGCCGCUGCAACAGCGCCUCCUCCAGCUCGCCCAGACGCUGCAAUUCGGUUGGUUCGCUGGCCAUGCUGUCCUGAUCCUCUGCACGAUCCGCUACGGCUUCUCGUGGAUCCGCCUGAACUAUUACUCGGGCAUGGCGCAGUUCUCCUACCGCACCGCCUUUGUCGCCGCCGCCGUCACCUACGGCAUCGUUGUCUACAAGACCUGGAGGGCGCGCGCUCGCUCCGGCGCCAAGAACCUCCAGAACCCCAUCACCAUCCUCAGCGAUGAGAACGUCCAGUACCUCGAUCGUGCCUUUGUAAAGCAGUACUACGACUUUUCCCAUGUUCCUUCGUCGGCAAGCUUGAGCUCGCCCUGUGGUUCCCGCGUUUUGCUCUCGGCCAUUCUCUUCCAGCGCCGCUCGUGGAUCCUGAUUGUCAUCUACACGGCGUUCCUGCGUGCGCGCUUCGCCCAGAGCUCGCACAUCCAGAACAGUGUCAGCGAGCUCGAGGCCCGCGUCGACUCGGCCGUCGGCAACCAGGGCACGCCUCCCCAGGCUCGUCAGGUCUGGGAGGCCGUCAAGAACGGCGUCCGCCAGUUCUACAACCUCACGGACGCCAACCGCUACCUCAGCGGUGCUGCGGCGCCCAAGAAGACGUCCUAA
Messenger RNA from Verticillium alfalfae VaMs.102, 666 nucleotides. RefSeq lists its product as hypothetical. NCBI's taxonomy places the organism in Eukaryota, Fungi, Ascomycota, Sordariomycetes, Glomerellales, Plectosphaerellaceae. Gene Ontology annotation, cellular component: membrane; endoplasmic reticulum. The record is from RefSeq and is a predicted model, not a curated record. Gene Ontology annotation, biological process: endoplasmic reticulum tubular network organization; membrane organization. The transcript is spliced from 4 exons. Bases 1 to 666 code for a protein of 221 amino acids.